Molecule: messenger RNA, 747 nt
Organism: Eurytemora carolleeae
Lineage: Eukaryota; Metazoa; Arthropoda; Copepoda; Calanoida; Temoridae
Exons: 7
Coding region: 89-580 (163 amino acids)
Cellular component (GO): extracellular region
Molecular function (GO): chitin binding
Source: RefSeq, a predicted model, not a curated record
CAUUUUUUCAGAUUAUAGCUUCAAGGGUACCGUUGUACAUCGGCAGUGUCAUCUGGAGGUUCACUUAAACUUCACUUACAGUCCCCCUAUGAAUUCUCUCCAUGUUCUCUUCUUCUUUGUUGCUAUUUUCUCCGAACAGAUAUUUAGCUCUCUAGGCCAGCUAUCCGGCUACCAGAGUGGAGGAGGUGGUGGAGGAGGAGGAGAUGGAGAGGAUGGAGGUCUAGAAGUUAAUAUUCCUGGAAUACCUGGUCAGGAUUAUCCCAUUUAUGCUCAGGUUCCUGACACUGGCUUUGGCUGUGAUGGAAGAGUAGAGGGAGGUUACUACGCUGACACUAGUGCAGAAUGCCAGGUUUUCCAUAUUUGCGCAAACAAUGGAGAAGGUGGUUUGAGAACAUAUAGUAUUCUUUGCCCUAAUGGGACAAUCUUUAACCAGGAAAACUUUAUCUGUGAUUGGUGGUUUAACUUUGACUGCUCACAAGCUGAAGGACUAUACUCCCUAAACGAUGCUAAUGCUGCUGAAGCUGCUGCAGCUACAGGUUCCUCUGGAGGCAGUCAGGCUAGUUAUACCUCUGGCAGAUAGACAGAUAGAUAGAUGGAUAGACAAAUCUGAUCAAUGAUAAACUGAAAUGACUAUUUUGUCUGAUAAUUUGUUUUUAACUUCUUUUCUAGUCCAACACUGUUAACAUUAUUUAUAAACUAUUUAUAUAUUGUUAAGAUUAUCUUGAAAUAUACUUUUAAAAAAAGUUA